Penicillium salamii is the source of this 1029-nucleotide messenger RNA. The record is from the annotation of a GenBank genome assembly. Lineage: Eukaryota; Fungi; Ascomycota; Eurotiomycetes; Eurotiales; Aspergillaceae.
AUGGCACUAAAGAACUACAGGGCCGAAGAUAAGAUAGCGGAAUUCUUCGCGCAAACGACAACGACACAAGCAAAAUGCAAUACACGAGCCAGAGAGCUUGUCGGUGGUGAUGUGAUACCAGUCAGUAUCCAGGGCUCUUGCAGCUAUACUGUAUACGCCGGUACAAAGCAAGAAUUUGUUGUCCAAUUCCGACUCAGAUCCGUCCUGUUGGAAAUGAAGACAGUUGCUCUCGCUCGUCAAAUUUAUGGAUCCUUGGUUCCAUGGACAACUUGCCAUGGCCAGAUGGGUGACAUGGUAGAUGGUAAAGAGUGUGUGAUUAUCUAUGUCAUGGAUCGGGUGCAGGGCGUCAGUCAGUUGGAAUUUCAGUUAUCGCAGGAUGAAUCGAACUCACUUGAGUUUUUUGCUUGGAGACAGAAUCUGGUAUCUGAUCUGGCUAAAUUCUUUGCCAAGGCGUGGAAUUCUCCGGUGCAUGUUGAUGAUGAGGUGCGCGAAGCUCUCCAAGAAAGAUAUGAAAGGGAUUUAAAGCUGCUAUACCAUGCCUUACCUGAUCGAUUCCGUCCUAUCGUUCAGCGAUCGCUUGAUUCGUUGCCUGCCAUCAUGUCACUUCCAACUGUGCUUCUUCACCAAGAUCUCGGGGUAUUUAACGUGAUGGUUGAUGAAGAAUCUCAUCUGGUGGGAAUCAUCGAUUGGGCAGAGGCCGAGGUUGGUCCCUUUGGGAUCAAUCUUCAUUUUCUCCAGCAAACACUGAGUGAACUUCACCUCAAGCAUGGAUGGACUAGACGUGACGACUAUGACGCCUUUCAUCGGACCUUCUGGACUGGCCUGAAGGAGGGAACUGGCCUUGGUGAAAGUGAAAUCCCGAAGAUCGAGAUGGCAAUGACUGUUGGUCUUCUACUAUCUCGUGGGUUCACAUGUAGACUUGCCGGCAUGCCACCUCCAGUGCCUAUCCAGGAUGACGAGAAGGGAGCUUACAACCUGCUGACUUUAGAUGGAUUUUUGAUCAACCCAGAGACCAAAUUCAUCCACUAG